Molecule: messenger RNA, 3537 nt
Organism: Dichotomopilus funicola
Lineage: Eukaryota; Fungi; Ascomycota; Sordariomycetes; Sordariales; Chaetomiaceae
Product: NRDE-2, necessary for RNA interference-domain-containing protein
Exons: 7
Coding region: 1-3537 (1178 amino acids)
Biological process (GO): negative regulation of RNA catabolic process; regulatory ncRNA-mediated heterochromatin formation
Cellular component (GO): catalytic step 2 spliceosome
Source: RefSeq, a predicted model, not a curated record
AUGGAUGAAGGGCGGGAGAAAAAGCGACGGGCUGUGCCCAAGUUCGGAUCCUUCCAACCCGAUCCCACUACUUCCGACUCCGCUGCCGUGCCGCUAGAGAAGGCCGAGGCCCGGCCUACGUUGGACGAAGCCCGGGGCCAACGGAGCGACCGUGGUGAUGGUCGUCUCGGUGGGUCUGAGAAGGAUAGUAGCGAACGGCGUAGGGAUCGGGAGAAAGAGGAGGAAAGGGGGAGGGAGAAGGAGAGUGAAAAGGGAAAAGAAAGGGACCGUCGACGUCAUGGCCGUGAUGAAGGUCGUGACCGUGAUCGUGACCGUGACCGCCACGAUGACCGCCGACGGGAUCGGCAUCGAGAAAGAGAAAGGGAGAGGAACAGGCCGCGCUCAACCUCCCAUCCCUCCCUCGGCAACGACCUUUUCGUCGUCGACAGGCGCGGCGAUCCCCUCAUCGUCCAGUACGGCACGAAUGACCGCGCCCAAAUCCCGGUGUACCGCCGCUUCGGUGCCGGCCGCAUCAUAGGCUCGCCUGGCUUCCUCGUCAUCCACCGGGAGGGUGCACAGGAGGAGUUCAGUAUCAGGCGCCCUGGUGAAGGUAGCGGCAGUACUUCUGCCUUCCGUGACAAGGCGCUCGUAGCCGCUGCUGCUCGCGUCCAUUCGAAACAUAUCAAACCCUCUGUCAGCCAGCCACUCCUGAGUUACGACGACGACUUCAUCGCUCUCUCCACAUCGCGCAAACGCAAACGUGACGAGGAUGAUGAGGAUGGCCCCGUACUCCCCGACUACCGCUCUAUUUACGGGAAAGCCCGGCCAAAUGCUCACCCGGACGAUUCAGAGGACGACUCGGACGUAGACUCAGGUGAAGACCGGGAAUCCUCCCAACCGGCCUCAACUGGCCCCUCGGAGCUCUCCGCCGCGCAAGCCCGUGCCGUACACCUCUCGAAACACCUCAAAUCCGACCCGGCCGAUGUACCCGCCUGGCUGGAGCUGAUUGCUCUCCAAGAUGUGCUUUUUGCUAACCAGCUCCGCAUGCAACAACCGACUCGCUCGCUUGGCCAGAGGAAGACGGCCGAGGAGACGCGGGCGCUCGCUGAGUUGAAGUUGGGGUUGUAUCAGGAGGCGCUGGAUGGAUGUGUUUCUUCCAAGAGGAGGUUGCCGUUGGUGCUGGGGAUGAUGCGAGAAGGCGAAAAGGUGUGGGAUGAGAAGAUCCUGGUACGGAAAUGGGAAGAGGUUAUGAGCAGUCCAGCGGGAACUUUGUUUGCGUUAUGGAAGGGGAAGCUAGACUUUGAGAUGAGCCGGGUGGUCGGGUUCGAGGUAGACCGGCUGAAGGGGAUCAUGGCAGAGAAAUUGGCUAGUCUAGGGAAAGACCUUGAGAAGAGUGUCUCCGAGGAUCUAGAAAGGGAAGAGGAAUUGUGCGAGCAACUGGUCUAUGUCUUCCUCCGACUCACGCGCUUUCUCCAUGACGCCGGGUUCACCGAGCUGGCCGUGGCCGCGUGGCAGGGGAUGCUCGAGAUGACGUUCUGCCGACCAGGAGAAAACUACACCCCCGACACCGCAGCCGUCUCAUUUUCCGAGUUUUGGGAAAGCGAGGUAGCGCGGAUAGGGGAAGACGACGCCAAGGGAUGGCGGCUCCAUGCCGAAGCGGCCGAAAUAGCCCCCGACCCUGAACCAAAGAUGGACGACCCUAUCCCGACCCCCAAGACGACAGACCGCUUCCAGGCGUGGGCAGCGACAGAGCAGCAACUAGCCGAACGGGCGCGCAUGCCGGCUAGAACGCUGGACACGGAAACGGAGGAUGACGCGUUUCGGGUGGUCAUGUUCUCGGAUAUCGAGGAUCUUCUAGUCUGGAUCCCGUCUGCCGCGCUCUCACGGGUCAAGCCCAUGCUUCUCGAUGCGCUGCUCAUCUUUUGCGGGAUGCCGGACGCCGGUUUGUCAGGAGCCCAGUUCGCCGGCAUGCUUCUCAACGACCCCUUUGUCGUCGGCGUCGGCCAGGGCAUCGAUCUAGGUCUGGGUCUUGGCCGUGGCCAGCACGGCAUCUCCACAGAAUCGGCACAGGACCUCUCUCGACAAGCACCCGAGUUUGUCCAGGCCGCGGGCAGCAUGGCCAUAUCCCCCGACGCGCUCUUCUCGCGUGAGCCCUGGUUCCGCUACCUGGCCAAGUGGUCGGAUGUUCACCUGCGGUAUGACAGACAGGUGAGCCUGUCCUGGCUGCUGCGCACGCUGGAACAGUGCGUCAAGCGCUGGGGGGUGGGGUCGCUGGCUGAGUAUUAUCUCGCGAUGGAGUGGGUGAACGAGCCGGCAAGGGCGAAGAAAGUGGCCAGGGGGCUGUUGAAGCAAUAUGGUUCAAAUAUUGGACUGUAUAAUGCGUAUGCUCUGGCCGAGUGGGCGAAUGGGAAUGCGGAGGUUUCCCUCAAGGUGCUGUCGUCGGCUACGGGGUUGACUCUUCUACCAACGCAGCCGAGCAACCAAAUGCUCUACAACACCUGGGCAUGGAUCCACGUCGAGAGCGGGCAAAAAGACCUGGCUCUCGCUCGGCUCUGCUCGUCCGUCGACCCCGACUUCCACGACACCUACCCCUCGCCGGCCCUGCUACUCAAGACCCGGUCUCACUUCUCCAGCACCCGGGACUACGCGAUCUCCUCCCAGGACCUCGCGACCGCAGCCCUGUACGCCGAGGGCCUGAUGCUUCUCGACUAUCUCUCUGCCACAGGAGACACCGAGCCGUCGUCGGACCGUCAGGGCCACAUCAACGCCGCGCUCGAGACCGUCCAUGCCUUUUCUCGGGAUCUUGAGCGACGUGGCCUUCAUCUUUCUCGCUCGCAACACCAUGAGCGGCUUCUGCAGUCUGCUGCGCGGUUGCUGUACUACCACGCCACGCACGGCCCCUACCGCCCUCGCACCCUCCGCACCCACCUCUCCUCCCUCCUCGACCGUUUCCCCACCAAUACCCUUUCACUCUCCCUCUUCGCCUGGGCUCAACCACGCCUACGCAUCGACGAUCCCGUCCGCUCGUUCCUGACUUCUCUCUCCUCUCCCACUAACCCCCUCUCCCCAUCAUCCUCAACACACCCGGACACACGUCAUCGGCCCACCCUAUCAACCCACCGCUUUGCCAUCCACCACCAAGCCCAUGCCUACGCCAGAAGUGGUGGGAUUGGGGUUGAAAGUGGCUCGUCACAUGCUAUCUGCGCUGCGUUUGAGGCUGUGCUGGAUUCUUCCUGCGAUGAUGCUAGUGGCGGCGGAGGGGGAGGAAGGCAUAAUGUGGAACUGUGGCUGCGAUAUAUUCGAUUCUGUCGUGCGCGGUGGUCAGCUGCUGUCGCGCAACACAGGAACUUGAAAACCGUCAUCUACCGCGCCAUGGCUGCUUGUCCCUGGGCUAAGGAGGUGUAUAUGGCUGCAACUGCUCUUGGAGACACCCCGCUGUUUUCACCGGGCGAGUUACGUGGUUUGGUGCAGGGUAUGGAGGAGAGGGGGAUACGGAUGCAUGGGGAUUUGGAGGGGUUUCUGGGAAGUCGGACUCACACUACGACUAAGGGAGGUUAG